Molecule: messenger RNA, 2869 nt
Organism: Hibiscus syriacus
Lineage: Eukaryota; Viridiplantae; Streptophyta; Magnoliopsida; Malvales; Malvaceae
Product: cleavage and polyadenylation specificity factor subunit 6-like
Exons: 3
Coding region: 148-2304 (718 amino acids)
Biological process (GO): mRNA alternative polyadenylation
Cellular component (GO): mRNA cleavage and polyadenylation specificity factor complex
Molecular function (GO): mRNA binding
Source: RefSeq, a predicted model, not a curated record
GUUCCAAUGUAAUUUCUCUUUCAAGUUAGGGUUUCGCUUCCUUCUUUCGCUUCGGUCUCUCACUUCAACCAUUCUGUAAUCAGGGGGUAAAGUUACAAGCUUUGAAAAGGAGAAAUAUAACUAUUUUUGGAAUUUUGAGGGGAAAAUAUGGAUGAGGGAGAGGGAGGGGAUCAGAUGGAACUGAUGCAUAGAAACGAAGCAAUCUCAGCUGUUGCUGACGAUGGUUUUCUUGGCGAAGAAGAUGAUGAUUAUGAGGAUCUUUAUAACGAUGUUAAUGUUGGUGAAGGGUUUCUUCAUUCUUUGAGAAAAAACGAAGAUUUAGUGUUUAGAAAGGAGGAAACUAAGGAUGAUGCUAAUCAGAAUGAUAAUUUUGUUAAUAAUAAUAAUGUUUGUAGGAAAGUUGGUGGGUCACCAAUGGGUGCACUUGAAUCUGGUGUUUUGAAUCCUAGGGUUGCAGAUGGUGUUGAAAGAGGAGAUUUUAUGAUUUCUCAUGAGAGUCAAGGAUUCAGAGGUGGUGCUUAUAAUGAUGUGAAGGGACCCAAUGUGGGUGUCGGUGGUGGUGGAAGUGGGCUUAGGGUUGAAUUAGCACAAGCGUCGAUUAAGUUGAAUGAUAUGGCUGUAGACCAAAGUAGUAAUAAUAACUACAAUGGUUUAGCUGGUGUGAGUGGUAUGGGACAGCAGGGGCGUAGUCUAGGGAAUGUGGGGGGCGUUGAGAAUGAGGGUUUAAUGAGGCAAGGAGUAGUAGGAGCCGGGAAUGUGAAAGCGAACGGUGGUGGUUGUGGCGGCAGUGGUCCUAUGAUUGGGAAUGGUGUCGGAAAUGUGGGUGUGGCUAGCGCUGUCCGUGGUUCUGCACCUGGGGUCUGUGCAAGUGGGGGUGGAAGUGGUGGUGGGACGAUAUUGUUUGUUGGGGAUUUGCAUUGGUGGACGACAGAUGCUGAACUAGAGUCAGAGUUGUGUAAGUAUGGGCCCGUGAAGGAAGUGAAGUUUUUUGACGAGAAAGCAAGUGGGAAGUCAAAAGGAUAUUGUCAGGUUGAGUUUUAUGAUCCAGCCGCAGCCACAGCUUGUAAGGAGGGAAUGAACGGGCAUGUGUUUAAUGGAAGGCCUUGUGUUGUUGCCUUCGCAUCACCAUUUACUGUUAAGAAAAUGGGAGAGGCUCAAUUAAAUCGGAACCAACAGAUGGCACAGUCUGCUCUUUCCCAAGCCGGGAGGGGCCGUAACGAUGCUGGAGGCAAGCCUGUUGGCAUUAACAUUCAAACUGGUGGGAAUUAUCAAGGUGGAGAUAAUAACAAUAGAGGUUAUGGGAGAGGGAACAUGGGAAGAGGCAAUGCUCAGGGGAUGGGAAACAGAGGGCCAGUUGGUCCUAUGAGGAACAGGGCUGGCGGGAUGGGCGGUAGAGGAAUCAUGGGAAAUGGUUUCGGACAAGGUAUUGGUGUAGCGCCACACCUCAUGCGUCCACAAUCUAUGACGGGUCAAGGCUUUGGUCCUUCUUUUGGUGGAGCUAUGGGAAGAAUGGGCGGUUAUGGAGGCUUUCCUGGUGCUCUAAUGUCUCCAUUCUCUGGGAUGUUAAAUUCGUUCCCUCCUGUUGGCGGUGUUGGUUUGCCUGGAGUGGCUCCUCAUGUUAACCCUGCAUUUUUUGGAAGAGGUAUGCCCAUGAAUGGCAUGGGGAUGAUGCCUUCAAGUGGUGUAGAUAGGCCUAAUAUGGGAUGGUCAGAUCCUGGUAUGGGUGGAUGGGGUGGUGAUGAGCAUGGUGUUGGGAGAGCUGGAGAGUCUAGUUAUGGGGAGGAAGCUGCAUUUGAUCAUCAACACGGUGUAGCUAGUCACGAUAGAGGAAGUUGGCAAAACCCUGUGAAAGAAAAAGAUAGAGCUUCAGAAAAGGAGUGGUCUGGCUCGUCUGAAAGAAGGUAUCGUGAUGAUAGAGAACCAGGAUAUGAUAGGGACAUGACUGGGGAGACGAAUGUGGGCCAUGGUUAUGAUUGGCCAGAAAGACGGCACCAGGAUGAUAGAGACAUUGGUCGAGAACGUGAUAGGGAGCGUGACUGGGAUCAGGAUCACUCUCGAGAUCGUGACCGCAACAAUGAUAGGGAACGUGAUCGAGAGAGGGAUCAGGACAGAUAUAGGGAAGACAAAGACAGGUAUGAAGAUCACCAUAAGUACAGAAACCGUGAGUCUGAGCAUAGUAAUGAUUGGGAUAGGGGACAGUCAUCAAGGACACACAGCAAGUCACGAUUAUAUCAGGAGGAGGAACAUCGCUCAAGAUCUAGAGAUGCUGAUUAUGGGAAGAGACGACGACUUACCUCUGACUGACUUAUCUGAUAACUUCUAUAGCAGAACCUUUCAGUUUAAGAUUAUAUCAAUAAGAAAAGAAUCAGUAAGUGCUGAAACCUUAGGUUCAUCAUUCACUUUUGAUAUCUUUCUCAGCUGGUCGUCCCGUGGCCAUCAUUUCAUAGCCAUUCUUGAUACAUGGCCUGAGUGACUGCUUCUACCCGUGGAGUAUGGUCUCAGUUUUUCAUGGAAGAACUUGAAGAGUAUUUGAUCUUUCGAGAUUUGAAGUUGUUCAGUAAAAACACUGCAUCUCUGCAUGGAAGAUGAUCUCCUAGUAGAAAAAUCGUGACAGUAAAAUGGUGUAUUUCCUUUUGACAGCCUCGAAUAGAAUGAAACAAGUACUUUUGUUGUUCUUUCUUUCCUUUUCUUGUUUUGCAUUUAUGUUUUAGAUAAUAUUAACACGAUGAAACCGAAACCGAUAUCGUGGAUGAUGAUGUUUAUGGCUCGAAAUCGCUGAAGCCGUCGGAUUAAUUUCUCAAAGUUUGAAGGAAGAGUUGGAAUAUGAUGUAAUAGGGAUUUAGUUUGAGGAUGUUGAUGUGCAUUUUCU